CAUAAAUGCGUCGUAACCGCUCCUUCGUCUUCACCUCACCUUUGGCAAAGCUUUACCGUACUACACACACUUUAUAUACAUAAGCAAAGAUGCAGACUGUCAAGGACGCCGCUAACUACGGUUGGUCUCUCUCGGAGACCGUUCAAGGCUCUGGUGCCACCGCCAGCAAGGAGGCAAACAAGAACGUCGCCAAGUCUGACGACGCAUCCCUCAGCACGCGCGCAACCGCCGCAAAGGAUGCCGUCAGCGACAAGAUGGAUGAGUCCAAGCACGACGCCAAGUACGUUUUCCCAGACCGAUUGUUGUGUCAACGUGCUGACAUUAGAUCCAGGUCCGAGGGCUACGAGCAGAAGCUCAAGAACUAAACGGUUCCCUAUCACGUUCAUCGUAAGAGCAGCACUCGUUGUACCGAUGCAUUGA
This is a messenger RNA of Mixia osmundae IAM 14324, 420 nucleotides long. RefSeq lists its product as uncharacterized. The record is from RefSeq and is a predicted model, not a curated record. The annotation marks the transcript as partial. NCBI's taxonomy places the organism in Eukaryota, Fungi, Basidiomycota, Mixiomycetes, Mixiales, Mixiaceae. The transcript is spliced from 4 exons.